AUGGGGUUUGUGUGCAAGGGAAGCAGUCCGCUGGACUUAUCCUCCGACUGCGUCCGGUCGUUCUGGUCGACGGUGCUCCCCGCCGUGCUCGUCGUCCUCUUCACGCUCUACCGCGUCCCUCUACCCAGUCCAAUUAGCAAAGCCCUAGGCUUCGUUACAUCACCACUCACGCCGUUCCUCACCCUCGAAGAGGCCGAAGCUCUCGACGCCAGCGUCGACAAGGACGAAGACAGCGCAACUCACACGACCACGACUGCAACUACGACUACAGGAAUUCCGCUAUGGCGCACGAUCGUCCUCGUCUGGCUCGCACUCGCCGAAACACUCGUCUGGCUCUCCAUCGCAGCCUUCUCCUCCUUCCUCUCCGCCUCCCACACCAUCCCCCCGUCCACACACCCCUCCGCCGCCCCUCCCAACCUCUUCGCACUCCUCGCGCUCCUCACAUCUCUGUCAUGGCUCUACGCCACGAUCCGGCCUAUCGCCAUACCCUCCGCCACACUCCCGAUCGAUCUCCUCGCGCUGUAUGUCGUACACUUUGUGGUGCUGGUGUUGAAGGUCGGAGGCGCGGUGUAUGAUGUGAAUGUGCUGGGCAUUGGGGGACCGAAUGGGUUGGUGGUAUUGGGGUGGGGAGCGGAUGCGGUGGCAUUGGGGGUGUUGCUGGGUGUGCUUUGGUGGACUCCGUUGGGGAUUCCGAGUGAGAGGGUGGAUAAGAGCGAGAUUGGCAAGUCGGUCUCGCCGGAGGAUUAUACGACAUUGGGCGGUUGGACGACAUUCUUCUGGAUUUACCCUCUCAUCAAACGCGGAACGAAUGACACGCUGAACGAAACAGACGUGUGGAACCUUAGCCCGACGAUGCAGUCCCGACCGGUUUUCAGGAAGUUCAGUGCUACCAAGCGGAAUACACUCCUCCGCCGUCUUUGGGCCGCUAACUCGCUCGAUCUUAUUCUCGACUUCACCCUCACCUUCAUCUCCGUCGUCUUCAACUACGCCUCCCCCUUCUUCCUCCGCCGCAUCCUCGAGGCCAUCGACGACCAUACCGAGCUGGAAAAGCAGAAGCGGAGCCAGGCGUAUGUGUAUGCGGCCCUCGCGUUUUUGUGUACUGUUGCGAAGGCUCAAGUAGACGUCCAACACCUCUGGUACGGCCGUCGCGCCUGCACCCACAUCCGCACCGAGCUCAUGGCGAGCAUCUACGACAAAGCCCUCAAACGGAAAGAUUUCUCCGGGAUCGUGGAUCAGGAUGCGUUGGCGAGUAAGGCGUUGGCGGCGGAUGAUGCCCGUGUACUCCGUUCUUCAUCCAACUCCAAUCCCGCUUCGAGUGCUACUGGUGGUGCGAAUGUGGGAGGGGCGGGGAGUGGUGGAGGAGCAGGGAGGGGAGAAGGGAAGAAGAUGAGCAAGGAGGAGAGGAAGAAGGCGGAGGAUAAGAGGGAUGAGUCUAAAGCGGGCGCGGACGUGGGGAAGAUUGUGAAUUUGAUGGCGGGGGACGCGAAUCGGGAGGUUGGGGAGAUCUCGAGUGGGGUGGAAUAUGUGUUUGUGCUGUGCGCGAUGAUGAUUUCGGGAAUAUAUUUCAUCUAUGGAGCACCGUUCGAGAUCAUCAUCGCGAGUGUGUUUUUGUACCAACUACUAGGCAUCUCGGCCUUCGCGGGCUUCAUCGUCCUCCUCCUCGGUUGGCCGCUUAAUUCGUUCAUUGCGAGAAGGAGCAUAAGGAUCCAGAAGGGCGUGAUGGCGGCGAGGGAUAGGAGGAUGGGGGUGUUGAAUGAGUUGAUUGGCGCGGUCAAGUUUAUCAAGUUUUUCGCAUGGGAGGAUCGGUGGAUCGAGCGUGCGCUCGAUGCGAGGGAUGCCGAGAUGAAGUGGAUGAUCAAAGGUCAGUUCUCUCCCCUUCUGUCCAAACCCACUUCCUUUGAACCUCGCUCCUCGCUCCUUGCACGACAAACCUCCUCCGUCGUUCUCGAAUCGCGUGUAUCAACACUAACUGCUAUCAUUGUCUUCGUUCGUCGUACAGCCCGCGUGAACUCCGUCCUGUUCUCCGCAUUAUGGACGACGGCGCCGAUUUUGGUCUCGAUCAUCUCGUUCUGGGUGUAUGUGAUGCGGGGGAACGAGCUGACGGUUAGCGUUGCGUUUACGGCCAUCGCGCUUUUCAACAUGCUACGUGCGCCCCUCAACGUCAUCCCGGCGUGGAUCGUGCAGAUACUGUACGUCCCAGCAGUUAGACGACGCUUACAUAACGUGGGAACCCCCCUUUGGCGGGAGAUCCGCGCAAAAUUGGCGGGGGCGAUGGGCCCCUUGGGACACCGGACGUCGCCUAACGUCUGGGAGGUACAGUAUUACAGGUAUGUGCUUUGGGUUUCGCCCCAAAUUUACACGCAAUCUCCUUCCCUCCCUCUUGCCCUCCUGACUACACCAUCUCUUUCCGCCCCCAUCCUUCUACGUACUGUCACCGGCGUAGCCCUCAACCGUAUUUCCGUCUAUCUCAACGAAGACGAAGUAGACGAGCAAGUUUCGUCGCUUAAACGGACUCAAUCUGGAGCCCCUUCAUCGUCUUCUGCGGAUGGUGAAGACACGGAUAAAGAAGGUUUAGGUUUCAAAAACGCGUCGUUCAAGUGGAAUGAGGUCGAAGAGAAGAAAAAGGAUGAUACUAAGGAUAAGGGGGCGAAGACAAAUGGACAUGGCAAUGGGACAAACGGCACGCAACGAGGCUCGGAGGAGACGGAUGCUACUCUUACGCUUCCUACUAGUACUGCCGACAUUAACAACGGUACGAACGAGGAGGAAGGAGCGGAUAGGGAGAGUUUAUCUGGAAGUAUAACAGGAAGUGGAAACGAACAUCGAUUUGAGCUGAGGGAUUUGAGUGUCGUGUUCCCGGAGGGGGAGUUGACGGUGGUUACAGGGCCGACGGCGAGUGGGAAGACUGCACUGUUGAUGGCGCUGUUGGGCGAGAUGACGAUGCUACCGACAAAUCCGCCCGGGAAGCUAAUCAUGCAUAAAGACCCCCACACAGUCGACCCUGUCACCCACCUCACCCACACGAUCUCCUACGCCGCGCAAUCGCCAUGGCUGCGUCAUCAGUCGAUCAAAGAAAACAUCCUGUUCGGGUAUCCGUACGAUGAGAAGAGGUAUGAAGAAGUCGUCGAGAACUGUGCGUUGGGUCCUGAUUUGAAGAUAUUGGAGGAUGGAGACGAGACAGAGAUUGGUGCGAGGGGAGUGAGCCUUUCGGGGGGACAGAAGGCCAGGGUGGCGCUUGCGAGAGCAGUGUAUGCGCCAACGAAGUAUGUGCUUUUGGACGAUCCGUUGAGCGCUGUGGACAGCCACACCGCUCGUGUCCUGUUCGAGAAACUCCUCAAGGGCCCAUUACUAGCCAAUCGCACGGUUAUCCUCGUAACCCAUCACGUCGAACUCGUCCUACCUGGGACACACUACCUCAUCCGCAUGCUCGAUGGCCGCAUCGACACACACGGAACGGUAGCCGCCCUUCGCGAACAAGGUAUUCUGGAGGCAAUCGAGCAGGAGAGCGAGGUGCAGGUCGUGCAGGAGGAGAAGGUUGUGGCGGAGGAGAUGGGGAUCGGGGAGAAGACUGCGGAGGAGGAAGCGAUGGAGGGGGCUGUUGAAGGUGAUGACAACGACGGGGGAGUAGGAGAAGGAGAAGCAGUGAAGAAGGCCAAGGGUAAGGGAGGGAAGAAACCGAGGAAGUUGGUCAAGGAUGAGCAAAGGCUGACGGGUGGGGUGAAGUGGCCGAUAUAUAGGACUUAUUUGAAGGCUUCGUCGUAUUGGACUUGGAUUGGGUUGGCGUCGCUAAUCGUUCUGGCACAGUUGCUGGGUGUUACCGAGAAGCUUUGGAUCAAGUUUUGGGGUGAAGCCUACGGCGAUAACAGUUUCUUGGCUUCCACGACGACCUACUCAUUCACUUCCUUCUCAACCGUCGAACAUGAAAGCCUCUUCUGUGGUUCCCUCACCCCGCAUUACCUUCCGCAUGCAGUCCACAGCUCUCAUCAUAUCCCGCAUGUCUACACCUUCAGCGCUUUCAACUUCUCCGACACACUCAAGGUGCCGAACACCACCACCGCCUCUCCCUAA
Molecule: messenger RNA, 4068 nt
Organism: Stereum hirsutum FP-91666 SS1
Lineage: Eukaryota; Fungi; Basidiomycota; Agaricomycetes; Russulales; Stereaceae
Exons: 20
Coding region: 1-4068 (1355 amino acids)
Biological process (GO): transmembrane transport
Cellular component (GO): membrane; fungal-type vacuole
Molecular function (GO): ABC-type peptide transporter activity; ATP hydrolysis activity; ATP binding
Source: RefSeq, a predicted model, not a curated record